Molecule: messenger RNA, 243 nt
Organism: Botrytis fragariae
Lineage: Eukaryota; Fungi; Ascomycota; Leotiomycetes; Helotiales; Sclerotiniaceae
Exons: 2
Coding region: 1-243 (80 amino acids)
Source: RefSeq, a predicted model, not a curated record
AUGACAAACAAUUGUGUGAAUGUUUAUGAUACUCCUGCUGACAUAGAUUUCUCCCGUGUAUAUCUCCCUAUAACCACGUUCCUCCCAUGUCUCCCAAUGAAGUUUCACAAACAAAAGUAUUCUCUCACCCAAAAUCAGUCUGCUGACACGCAGCCCAAUCUAUUAACUUUCAGCUUCGCGCCAAGCCAAGACGCCCACAUAUUUCCUGCAGCCCUAAAAUGCCUGCAAAUCACGGCCCGGUAA